This is a messenger RNA of Symbiodinium pilosum, 1605 nucleotides long. NCBI's taxonomy places the organism in Eukaryota, Dinophyceae, Suessiales, Symbiodiniaceae. The record is from the annotation of a GenBank genome assembly.
AUGCUUUCUCCGGUCAAUGUGCCGUUCAGUUUGGGCACGCCGCCAGCUCAAUCAAAAGCUGGCCAUACCUGCAGCGCGGCUGGAGCAAGGAAAGUGGCGACAUCUUCAAUUUGUGGAAUACUGGUCUGGUCGAAUCGCGUCUGUUGUACGCUGAAGCGGCAAGAGUCUGGACGGCAUUGUUCCCACAAAUGCAGUGAAAGAAACGCUUGGGUUGCCCCUUUAGUGGAAGCUACAGGUGCGCCUGGGGAAGGAAACGUUGCAUUGGGAGCCAUUCAGCAUACAGAGCAUGGGGCUUCACGGUUGCAUGGGCAAGUGUACGAUGAAGACAUCAAGAGCUGGAGGCCCGUUUUGUUGGAACGUGUAGGCGCAAGUGACAGCUGGCGUGAUCAGGAAUUGACAAUAGAGUUGCCGCUCAGCAAGGUGACCGAACACCUGAACCAAGCAGACCUCCAGAAAACAUUGCCCAGUUGGCCAACAUCACUGCGCAAGCGUUUGGAAGCGUGGCCUGUCAAAGGUCCAGGUACGUUGAUUUUUGAUCCUCAUUUCUUUGCGCAGCGUUCGGCAGCCCUGGCUCUCUUGGAAGCGGGUCCCGUGCUCUUUCCCGGAGCUGCAAGUGCCAUGGGCUUGCCGUCUACGAGUUGCAUCGACGCCUUCGCGGAAAAAUUUCAGAACAACAGCAGCUUGCGAGGUCUUCUGUGCCCAGAGGCCAAGGAUUUUGGGCAGUUGCUGGGACGCGUCCCUGUGAGCCUCGGCGGCGCGCACUUCGACGUGGCAGCAGCCUUGCAGCCUUCAGACCUUGGAGGUACAGUGGUGCACCUCCAGGAGAAGCCCUUGGGAUUCCAGUGUGAGAGCGCUUCGUGGACAUGCGGGGCAGUAAUCCGCAGCGUAGUGACAGGGAGCGAGGCCAAGCGUGCAGGGUGUCGGAUUGGUGACAUCGUUGCUAAAAUCGGCUCAUUGGACGUGAAGGAGGCCCCAUUUGACGACAUUCAGGAGAUGCUUGGAGGGUCGGGCUGUAUCACCUUGACGCUCGAUCGACCAAAUCUGGUGGACAAGAUCUACCUGCGAGAGGUCCCAGCUGUGGAUGACGUGCUCUCAUCUUUGUCGGGCGCAAGAUUAAGUUUAACAGACUUGGUGCCAGCUUUGGGCAAGCAUUUCGGUAGCAAGUAUCUCUUCUUUUCAGAGCAGACACCCAUGCUUUUUGCCGGCGACGCGGCCACUGCAUCACACCUCCACAUUGACCGCAAGCCACUGGUGCAGUUCUGUCAUGUCUUGCAUGGGACGAAAGUCUUUUGCGUGGCUCCCCGAAAUGGCCAAGCGCCGGGACCAGUGGUACCCUGGGAGUCUACAGCGCACGAGGCUGUGCUUUCUGCCGAUGACUUACCGUCGGGCGCGGCUGACUGGCUGAAACGGAAUGAUGUGUCUGUGGCCGUUGCCAGGCCAGGCGACGUUUUAAUGUUUCGAGGUCACUCCACCCAUGCCGGGUGCAAUGGUGCGGCUGAGCUUUGUGUGGCAGUCUUCCAUGGUGCUCAGCCUGUUUCCUACAUGGCACAAGGUCUAUUUGGCCCUGCAUACCAGGCACUGGCCCGGACAAUCCUCUCCAAAUAG